Messenger RNA from Cutaneotrichosporon oleaginosum, 1619 nucleotides. RefSeq lists its product as uncharacterized. Lineage: Eukaryota; Fungi; Basidiomycota; Tremellomycetes; Trichosporonales; Trichosporonaceae. The record is from RefSeq and is a predicted model, not a curated record.
CUCCCAUCCGAGCCACAAAGCAGCCAGCCUCACCGAUACCGAUACCCAUCCCCAGACGACUUGCAGCUCAAACCCGGCCGUUAUAACUUGCCUCAUCGCAUAACUCACCAGUGACCGCCAUCCCCUCCGCACCCACCUCCGCACCAACCUCCGCAACCCCCCUCCUCGCCCCCCACCCAUGUCUCGCGCAGCUACCCCUCCCAUCCCCGGCUCGCCGACGCCGACGCGCCCGCAGCUCAUCCUCUGCGCCGACGGCGGCGGAAGCAAGGUCAUGGUCGUCGUGCGCUCCGACGACGGCCGCGAAGUGCGCGGCACCGCGGGGCCGUGCAAUGUCCAAUCCAUCGGGCACAUCACCGCCGCCGACCGUAUCCUCGAAGCGACGUACCGCGCGCUCGCGCAGCUGCCGGCCUCGCACCUCCCCGAGGGCUUCGCGAUCGCGUCGCCCUCGCCAUCAGCUAUUCCUGCGGGCGUGCGCAGCCGCAUGGGCUCGCCCACGCCGAGUGGAUACAACACACCGCGGGCCAAAUGGGCGUCGUUGGCUGAGCCACUGUUCCAGCACUGCUGGAUCGCGUUGGCGGGCAUGACGACGCCGGCGAAUGCGACGGCGUUUAUCCCCUUCGUCUCGGCAGUACUGUGCACUGCGCCGGAGCGCAUCUCCAUGACUAACGACGUCAACCUCCUCGCCGCGCCCGCCCUCCACCUCUCUGGCAUCGACCACUGUGUGGCGAUCGUGUGCGGCACAGGCACGAUCGGGCGCACGAUCCGCAUCCAAGAGCACGCAGCGCACCUGCCGCCAUCGCCGCCGGUCGACGGCGCGCCGGAGCGGAAGCGUCGCGGGCUGCCGCUGGCGGACGUAGGCGUCUCGCGCGGCUGGGGAUACAUGCUCUGCGACGAAGGGAGCGCCUUCUGGAUCGGACGGUUGGCGAUCCGCGAGCUCCUAGGCCAAUGGGACCGCGAGCAAUGCGCGGGUAUCUACAGCUCGCCCGUGCCCCCGCGCCUGCCGCUGCACACCGACCUGCUGUCGUACUUCGAGGUCGAGGACCCGACUGAGCUUAUCGGCAUCGUCGCGCUCAUGACCGACUUCGUGGACGGCCUGACGAUCGGCGAAGCGAGCUCCAAGCGGAACGCGUACCUCGCCGGCGCGGCGCGGCACGUCUUCAAAUGGGCGUUUCCGGCGGACUCGGGCGUCGCGCUCGACUCGGAGCUCGCGCAGCGCUCGCACGAAGUCGCGCUCAGCAUCGCAAAGUUCGCGAUGGACUCGCUCGUCAAGCUCGCCAUCGAGUGUCUCGGGGACGGCACGGUCGUGCGCCCCGAAAACACCGCGGUCACGCUUGGCGGCGGACUUAUGAACUCGCCGGGAUACCGCGAGCUCCUUCUCGAAGGGCUGAAGGAGCGCGGCGUCGUUUUCCGCGACGUCUUGCUCGUCGACGACGCCGCGGGCGAGGGCGCGAAGGCCCUCGCGACGGUCACGUUCAAGUGACCGUGGUCCCACUGAAGAGCGAAUGGUGGACCCGCGGGCAAGUCCGCGGCCAGCGGCACGGCGCGCGGGCCGAGCGGCCAAGCAUAGACAUAGGAACGACAUCUGUAAACCAUGCAUUGUAACAGGGUAUUUGCGAGAA